UAGAGAAGGCAGAGAUGAGAAGGCAGUAAAUUGCCAGCUGUAAAUUAAUUUCGUGACACAUGGGAAUGUCAGUGGAGAUGCAAUCACCGUUGCUUAAAACAAUUGCACAUUUCUCGAAGCCUACUGGGAAGAGGCAAUGCCAUGGUCAAGGUGCAAGUCAUUUGAAACUGAAGAGCCGCAUCGCUCCGACACCUUCCCACUCCUCCCUGUCCCUCCAUGAGGUAGCUGGCAAGCGAGCGCACUGCAAGGAGAGACAGCUGGGGCACCAGGAUGUGUGAACAGAGACAGAGGGGCUGAUAGAUUGAUUACAACUGAGAUAAGAGCCACAAACAGGCACGGCCACUGGAAGAAAGAGGUGGAAAAGGGGAAGACAAGUUGGAAUCCGACUUCACCUAUAGCUACCACUUCUGCUCGUUUCCAAGUAGCCUACUUCUGUAGAUGUUUUGUUUCCCAAGUGAGACCGAAGAGAACCAGGGAACCUCACUACACCCCCCGCCCAAGACGUGUUCUGUAUCUCUAGAGAGGGGAACACGACUGGGAAGAGGCAGAGCCUUUGCCCAGGUCCAGUGUAGAAGCAUGUCGGUGACCCCCCCCAACAGUAACGACGCCUGCCUCAGCAUCGUGCACAGCCUGAUGUGCCACCGGCAGGGCGGGGAGAACGAGGGCUUCGCCAAGCGCGCCAUCGAGAGCCUAGUGAAGAAGCUGAAGGAGAAGAAGGACGAGCUGGACUCGCUCAUCACCGCCAUCACCACCAACGGAGUGCACCCCAGCAAGUGCGUCACCAUCCAGAGGACGCUCGACGGCCGGCUGCAGGUUGCAGGGCGUAAGGGCUUCCCCCACGUCAUCUACGCCCGACUCUGGCGAUGGCCAGACCUGCACAAGAACGAGCUGAAGCACGUCAAGUUCUGCCAGUUCGCCUUUGACCUCAAGUACGACAGCGUCUGCGUCAACCCCUAUCACUACGACAGAGUGUCCCCUGGCAUCGGCGCCCCCUCACCUCCACUGCCGCUGAUGCACCCAGGCCAGCAGAUCAAAGAAGAGUUCAUUCACGACUGCAUUCAGAUGGACAUCCUCCCCAGGAUGGCAGCCCACCCGGACCACCACCUGAAGCUGCACCCUCCCAAAUGCUACAGCCAGCCCCUCCCACCCCUGCAGCUGCCCCCAGAGCCACCCCACACCCCCACGCCUGUCACCCUCUACCCCAGCAUGCCCUGCUCGCCGCCUGUCAGCAGCUCCAUGUUGUCUCUGCAGGGAAGAUACAGCGAGGGUCUUCUGCAGAUUGCCUCCCCCCUGGCCCCUUCGCCGCCCCCCUCCACCCUCCCUCACGGCCCCCCCCAGCACCCUCCUCCCUCCAAAAACGUCUACAGCAGCUCCAAGCACAAGCAGGCACAAGGGACCUUCCACACUACCUGGACAGGCAGCAGCACAGCCGCCUACACCCCCGUGGGACCCCAGCAGAAUGGGAGGAGCCACCAGCAACCUCCACUUCACCACCCCUCCCACUUCUGGUCUCAGCAUCAUAGCUCCACCCCCUUCCCUCCACCUGUCUCCAGUCAUCCAGGCCCUGAGUUCUGGUGCUCCAUCUCGUACUUUGAGAUGGACGUGCAGGUGGGGGAGAUGUUCAAGGUCCCGGCCAGCUGCCCACUGGUGACGGUGGACGGGUAUGUGGACCCCUCAGGGGGCGACCGCUUCUGCCUGGGCCAGCUCAGCAACGUGCACCGCACCGACGCCAGCGACAGGGCCAGGCUGCACAUUGGGCGGGGUGUGCAGCUGGAGUGUCGGGGCGAGGGCGAUGUGUGGAUGCGUUGCCUUAGCGACCACGCCAUCUUUGUGCAGAGCUACUACCUGGACCGUGAGGCUGGGAGGGCGCCAGGGGAUGCUGUGCACAAGAUCUACCCCGGGGCCUACAUCAAGGUGUUCGACCUGCGCCAGUGCCACAGGCAGAUGCAGCAGCAGGCUGCCACGGCCCAGGCAGCUUCAGCGGCGCAGGCGGCCGCCGUGGCGGGCAACAUUCCGGGCCCGGGGAGCGUGGGGGGCAUCGCUCCCGCCGUCAGUCUGUCAGCAGCAGCAGGGAUCGGUGUGGAUGACCUGCGGAGGCUGUGCAUUCUCAGACUGAGUUUUGUGAAGGGCUGGGGGCCGGACUACCCCCGGCAGAGCAUCAAGCACACCCCCUGCUGGGUGGAGGUGCACCUGCACCGGGCCCUGCAGCUGCUGGACGAGGUGCUGCACUCCAUGCCACUGGCCGACCCCGGCCCCGCUAACUAAACCCCACUGGAGAGGCGCUGAUGCUGGAUGAGCUCAUAACGAUAGUCAUGACUGAACUGUGAUUCAUAUUCACACUGCACACUACCAAGCAGCUCAACUCCAGACGUCAGUGGAUCAGAACCGUCCCUUCACAUGGAAUAGACCAUUUAUGUGCACCAACUCAGAAGUGAAGAACAGGGAUCAGACACUGGUUUGUAAUGCCAAACCCUGAUGGAGAAACGCACAGCUACUCAGAGCAGCAUUUAAAACCCUCAUGGUCGAUUGCAUUUAAAAACCCUCAUAGUUGAUUUCCUCUAAAAGCGCCUCUAAAAGUUUUCCUGGUGUCUUUGAUACACAUCAUGUAAGUGUUCAGGUUGUCUGUCCCCCUCAUGUUAAAUGCUCUGCUCAGAAAGAGUGAAAGCAACCAAAAAUAAAAAGCCAAAUAAAUAGCUUUAAAAUAUCAGUAUGGAUGUUACAUGACAUGAAAUAUACAUUUGCAGUAUGGCUCCUUUAAGAAAAACUGGCAGUAAUUAAAUGGGUCUUAUGUAAUACUGGGGGGUUUAUAAAUGUCAAGAUUGAACACAACAUUCUUAAGUGCCAUCAUACCAAAUGAGCCAUAGUCUGAGUUGUACUGACCACCAUUUUAGCAAACCAUUUGCGAUUUGUAUGGACAAUGACCUUUAGCUUCCUUAGAUCCAUGGUUACACAGCUAGAAGGUGGGAUUCCUUCUUUUGCAGUCAUCUUUGUCUAUUUCAUGAACCCAUUAAUUUUAGAGUGUUGGAAAGUAAUGUUUUGCUCUGGCAGAGGUCCAGAGUUCCCUUGUCUUAAACCAAAACUGUGUCAUUUGUGCAUUACAGCAUCUAAUAUUAGGGCUGCUCCUUUACCAAUUCUUGUUCUUGCUUCCAGCACCACCUAUGCUGCUAGCAUAAAAGUGACUUAGUGAUAAAUGAAGUGAAAUUGUCACCCUUAACUAAAGAGCAGGGGCAAUAAAAUAUAAUAUUUUGUGUUUAAACCAGGAGGAUGCAGAGUCAGGUCUUUUGACUUUGCUGUGUUAUUACAUUUUAAUGUAUAAUGUAUAUGUAUUUGCCAUCAGAGUUAUAUGUCCUCAGAAAUUGAAUUGGGGCCUCAGUGGUUAGCUGGGGGAACUGCAUAUGGUCUCGGGUCAGAGUUGCCUUUCAGACUGCAGGAGACUUGUUAGCGGUUCUCCCUGAAACAGAUGAGUGCCUUUCAUUGCAGUUCAAACUUCAAAUAGUAAAAAUACAUUGUUUUAAAGCAUUGCACUGGAUGUCAGUCUGUGGUAUCAUAACCUACUACAUGCACUUACUUUCUGUGGAGAGAAUGAAAAUAUACAGUAUACUUGCGUAUGUCUGCAAACAUAUUUUGACCAAUAAGUCCGCACAGGGCUGACACCUAGUGAUCCUGUUAGGUACUACAUGCCGACACAGUUUCGUAUUUUUGUAGAAACAAUGUUUUAUUUAAAUGUGAGAAUUUAAAAGUGGUACAUUGUGACACAGCAUGUGUUAAUAUUUCCAUUUGGAUGACAACCCAUGGUUUGGUGAUUAGAAAAUGGGGUGUGGUUCUCUUGAUCCUUAUCACAGUAUUAUUAAUCAGUUGAUACCCAAGUAUAAUUUGCUAUACUGCAAUACAUAGUGAACUCAAUAUAUACAUUUUUGUUCAUUAUGGAAUACAACCAUGUUGUAUGAUAUUUAUAAACUAUACAGUUCUCUGGUAUUAUGAACCAUAUUAUUAUACUGUAUAUAGCAAUAUAUAUAUAAUAAUGAAAUAUAGAUAGCUAUGCCACAAUUAAUCAGCACAGAUUCUGUUAAUAUUCUUUUCUUAAGUAUACAUAUAUUCUAUAACUCAUGUAAUAUAAAUAUAUAGUUUUGUAAUACUGACUGAGAAGUUUGUUGAAAGACUUGUAUGUUGUAUGUAUGUUGAUAAACAGCCAUUUCACUGAAAUGCUUUAAAGUGAUGUUUCACAUUCUGGGAUUUAAAAAAAAACUAUUUUGGUUUUUGUCUUUAGUUUUAGAAGAAUGAGUAUAUUUGCAGAUAUUUCUGAUAACCUGCCUGCUUCAUCCUACAAUAGCCGUUGUGGGACAUUUGUGGUUGGCGGUCUGGAGUUAGGUGAAGUGUGCUUUCUUGCUUUAAUACAGGUACAGCAAUGUUAUGCUUCCUGAGGUUGUACCUCAAUGUGAAUAUUGCCUGAUUAUUCUUCAAAGGUAAUGUUUAAUGCCAAAUUUGAUCGAAACUGUGUCCUAGACCACAUGACUGUUCAAAGUGGAGUAAAGUGAAUUGUCUUGCUCUAAACCUCUAACCGGGGAUGCCUCCAUACCAGCCAAUGUAAACUGACAGGUUGACAGAAUUUUCUGUAAAAAUAUAAAAUAUAUUUCUUUGCAAAUACAAACUGGCUGGACCAAAACAUAAAUUAAAGCUAAUAUGAAAGAAAAAAAAGGAAACUGAUAAUGGUGCAAUGCCCAAGUGGAAUGUUUCAUUCUAUCUCAUAUUUCUCCUAUUUCUGUUUUUCUUUAUUUUUACAGUGAUGUUAUAUAAUGUGAAUUUACUCUAUACACCUAUUUUAAAUUAUUCUUGGUUUCUGUUGAUUUCUUGUUCUAAUUAUUAUAUUAUAUUUUCAUUAUUAUAAAAUUAGAAGCAUUUGUUAUUAACUCUAUAAGACAUUAAUUAUACAAAUAAAGUUGUUUUCAUAUAA
Molecule: messenger RNA, 4951 nt
Organism: Conger conger (European conger)
Lineage: Eukaryota; Metazoa; Chordata; Actinopteri; Anguilliformes; Congridae
Gene: smad10b
Product: SMAD family member 10b
Exons: 13
Coding region: 439-2265 (608 amino acids)
Biological process (GO): anatomical structure morphogenesis; regulation of transcription by RNA polymerase II; cell differentiation
Cellular component (GO): heteromeric SMAD protein complex
Molecular function (GO): DNA-binding transcription factor activity, RNA polymerase II-specific; I-SMAD binding; RNA polymerase II cis-regulatory region sequence-specific DNA binding
Source: RefSeq, a predicted model, not a curated record